GUCUGUUUCCAGUCGGUAACAUUAUUCGCCUAGUGUGCAUCUCUGAAACUAGCUAGCUAGUAGCCGCUAAACAUGGCUACAGUUCUCCCACCCAGACCUUGCGAUAGCAACCCUGCAACACCGGGAGCCCAGUCUAUAAAGGAUGACAUUGAGGAAGUUUCCAAUGAUGGCAGUCAAGCUCCAAAAAGGCGGCGCAUGGGUUCAGGCGACAGUUCCAGAAGUUUCGACACCUCCAGUCAGGAACUUGGGCCCACAUACUUCUCAGCAGAAAAUCUGACUGAGUACAGGUGGCCCUCAGAUGGCAGUGGGGAGUACUAUAUGUUGCAAGAACAAGUCAGUGAAUAUCUGGGAGUGACUUCAUUCAAGCGAAAAUAUCCAGAUUUGGAAAGGAGAGACCUCUCCCACAAGGAGAAGCUAUAUCUGAGGGAGCAAAAUGUCAUCACCGAGACACAGUGCACCUUGGGUUUGACUGCUUUACGAAGUGAUGAAGUCAUUGAUUUAAUGAUCAAGGAGUACCCGGGCAAACAUGCUGAGUAUUCUGUCAUUCUCCAAGAGAGGGAGCGUCAGAGGAUAGCAAAAGAGUACUCUAAAAUGCAGCAACAAAACCCUCAGAAGGUUGAAGCCAGUAAAGUGCCAGAGUACAUAAAGAAAGCUGCCAAGAAAGCUGCAGAGUUCAACAGUAACUUCAACCGGGAAAGGAUGGAAGAGAGAAGGGCAUAUUUUGACCUUCAGACACAUAUUAUCCAAGUACCCCAAGGGAGGUAUAAAGUUCUUCCUCCAGAGAGAACCAAGACUGGACCCUAUCCAGUGGCCCUCAUCCCUGGGCAGUUCCAGGACUAUUACAAAAGGUACUCUCCCAAUGAGCUGCGCUACUUGCCCCUGAACACAGCCCUGUUCGAGCCCCCCCUUGACCCGGAGCUGCCUGCCCUGGACAGCGAUGGGGACUCGGAUGAUGCAGAUGAAAACAAGGGAGAAGAGGGCAAGAAAAAUUCAGACAGCUCAUCUGGAAACACCUCAGAUGGGGACAGUCAGGACAGUGGAGUGCAGUCAAAGGGCAAGGCCAAGGACAGGACUGCCACCCCGGCUAAAGAUGCCACCCCACGCCUCAACCAACACAAAUCUGUCCCUGGGUACAAGCCUAAGGUCAUACCCAAUGCUAUUUGUGGCAUUUGUCAGAAGGGUAAGGAGUCCAACAAGAAAGGAAAGCCAGAAGCUCUCAUUCACUGCUCACAGUGUAAGAACAGUGGUCACCCAUCGUGCCUGGAUAUGAGUGAGGAGCUGGUGGGCCUGAUUAAGACCUACCCGUGGCAGUGUAUGGAGUGUAAGACGUGCACGGUGUGUGAGCAGCCCCACCACGAGGAGGAGAUGAUGUUCUGUGACAAGUGUGACCGGGGCUUCCACACCUUCUGCGUGGGCCUAGACUCCAUCCCUCUAGGUUGCUGGGUUUGUGAGUGUUGCAUCAAGGAGUUCUCAACGCCCAAGAAAAAAGGAGGAAUAAAAACACCCAAAAAAAUCUAAAUCUGCACACAAAUAGAAUGUGAUUACUGACAGUGAUCAACUCAACAAGCUAAUCCUCAAUUUUAAAGAUACUUUUUGUACUUUUGAUUAAGACUAAGUUUGGUAAUCCUGUAUAUAUGGAUUUACUUUGUCACAAUUGGAUUUGAAAUGUCAUUGCCACUGAAGUAAAAAAAAAAUAAUAACCCAUGACUGCCCUGAUGUUUCAUUAAAGAAAAUAUUCUUUAUUUAUAGCCUAUUCCUCUCAGGUGACAGUUACAAUAGAAUGCUAAAUCAACCACAACAUGUUAUGUGAAGUUUCUAAGGUCAUAGUCAAUAGAACCAGACAUACAGCAGGCACCACAAUAGCUCCUUGUGCAUAUUUGACAAGGACUGGCUUAAAAGCGACCAAUUAGUCACCUGGAGAGCACGGCCCUGUUUAGCAUCUGUCUAGGUGAGAGUCAAAGGGGAUCAGUUUGCCUCUUACUGUCCCUUUGGGCCCAGGUGAUGCUGUGAAGUCGUAUAGCAGCUGCCACGUGGCGACCAGGUAGACUACACUAAGUGACAGAUGCAUGCAUGUCCCUGUCAUCUGAUAGGUGAAGGUGUGGAGUACAAUGGGCAGUUGGGUACAGCAGCGAGCCACACUGUAACAAUACGCGUGUGAACGCUUGGCAUUAAAAGGGCAGUGUUCCACUCAA
Molecule: messenger RNA, 2192 nt
Organism: Oncorhynchus nerka (sockeye salmon)
Lineage: Eukaryota; Metazoa; Chordata; Actinopteri; Salmoniformes; Salmonidae
Gene: phf10
Product: PHD finger protein 10
Exons: 12
Coding region: 73-1518 (481 amino acids)
Cellular component (GO): npBAF complex
Source: RefSeq, a predicted model, not a curated record